This is a messenger RNA of Trichosurus vulpecula (common brushtail), 5591 nucleotides long. Its product is annotated as protein mono-ADP-ribosyltransferase PARP14-like. NCBI's taxonomy places the organism in Eukaryota, Metazoa, Chordata, Mammalia, Diprotodontia, Phalangeridae. Gene Ontology annotation, cellular component: cytoplasm; nucleus. The coding region runs from base 129 to 5567 and encodes 1812 amino acids. Gene Ontology annotation, molecular function: transcription corepressor activity; NAD+ poly-ADP-ribosyltransferase activity; nucleic acid binding. Gene Ontology annotation, biological process: negative regulation of gene expression. The transcript has 17 exons. The record is from RefSeq and is a predicted model, not a curated record.
CGGGGGUGGCGGACUGGGGGAGAGAAGUUGGGCUAAGGAGCCAGGAAGGAGUGCUGAUUAAACCUCUGCCUCCAGAGCCCGGCUCACAUACGUCGCAGCCCGGACUCCAGAGUCCCGACCCUGCCCUGAUGGCCACUGACGGCGCUGCCUCGGUCCCGCCGUACCGGGUCCUGGUCCUGGUGCCCAAGCGCUAUUCUGGACUGGAGAGGAAACUGCAAAAAUAUUUCCAGAGCCCGAGGAAGUCCGGAGGAGGCGAGUGCACGGUCAAAGCUGGUACCACCGAAGGAACGUUCUGGGUAGAGUUUUUAGAAAGACAAGCGAGGCAACGAGUCCUGGAGAGGGAGAAUCAUGAGUUAGAAUUGCCAGGAGAAGAAAAGUUGAAGGUCACUGUCAGAUUGCCUACAGCAAAGGAUGCGGAUGAAGGCAAUGAAGAAGAAAUCCCAACAAAAGAAUCCAAGAUCAAAGAUGGAGCCCAGGAACAAGAUGUUUCAGAAGACCAGGACACAAAGCUCCCACUGGACAGAAGAUUGGAUGAGACAGAGAACAUGUCCAAAGGCUCUGAAAAUGUUCCCUCUUUGGUUGCAUUUAAAAAUCUUCAAGAUCCAAAGGAUAAGUAUCUCCUUGUUUUGCUGGUGGAGAAUAUCAGUGGUCUGUCAAAAAUCAAAGGAGAUUUUGAAGUAGAAGUCAUACCAGAAGUGGAAACUGCUGUGUUUACCUUUCUGAAACACAUUGAUACAAAGAUGCUUGCUGAUCGUUGUUCUCAAACUCAAAUAGUCCGAGAGAAAAAGAUUUGUGUAGCACCUCUGGAAGAGACAAGAACCAUCCUGGUGGAAAACCUGCCUCCUGAUGUUAAUGAAAGUUACGUCACUCUUUUCAUUGAGAACCUCAAUAAUGGAGGGGCACCAAUAACCAAAGUGCAGUGUUUCCCAAAGGAUGAUUCAGCUCUGAUUGAGUUUUCUGAUUCCCAAGCGGUCAAAGCAAUAUUGACAAAGAGUCUUCUCUUCAACAACAAUUCCAUUUUAAUGUUCCCAUACUACCAUAGUUUGGGUACUGCUUUAUGUGGAAAGACACAACAACCAGUGAAGCUGCCAGAGCCUUUAACAAUACCCAUGGAGCCUUAUCUAUUGAAGUUCUUACGGAAAGAUGAUCAAAUAAUUGGAGAGAUAACUAGCACUAUGGAGAACUGUUAUUGUGAACUAAAGUGGCCUAGACCCAAUGGUAAAGAGUCAGAAAUUAUACUCAGUCCUUCGGCCACCUUAGUCAGCCAAAGGAGAACAAAGAUCAACAUAAUGAAGACAUGGAGUGAAGAUGUUUCCCUGAGAUUCUCUUGCCUCAUGUCUGAAUACCAGGUUAGGAAGUAUAAUGUAGACCCAGGGAAGUGGGAAGCCAUUAGAGACAGCAUAGAAAAUAAGAGCAUUUUGACUGAGUUUGAUAAGCUUCAAGAGACAGUGAUCAUAGCAGGGAGACAGGAAGAUGUGCAAAGAACUGAACUGCAAAUGAGGACUCUGAUAGAAAGGCUCAUCCAAAAAAUAGAAAGGGAAAAACAAAGUAUAAGUGUGUACUUGACCAUGUGUCCUGGAAGGUUUUCCAUUUUAUGCAGGAAUGGGUUAGAAGAGACUCUCCACAAGGACUACCCAGAGCUGGAAGUCACUUACAAUGCCCUCACAAAGAGCAUUUGCCUGACUGGAUUGGCUGCAGAUGUGUACAAAGCAAAGAGUGAAAUUCUGGAAAAACUGCAGAGCUUGGCUCAGAAACCCCUCCAUGUGCCUCCUCAGAUAAUUCACUUUCUGCAACAAGUAAACUGUGUGACAUUCUCAGAAUCUCUUUUUAGAGAGGAGAAAAUUCCUGCUGUUUACGAGUUGGAGGGUGAAGCAGUUGUGCUGAUUGGUGCCUCUCCCCAAAUUCUUUCAGAAGCUGAAGAACAUAUGAAGAAAGUCUUGGACUUUAAGUGCAUCAGUGUAGUAGAGAGUGGGAUUCUUAGUGAUGGUCAGUGGAAAAAACUCACUGAUGAUUUAAAUAAGAAAUACAACUGGUCCUCAAAGACCAUAAUAAUAGAACAGCAGAAUUCAGACACUGGCAUUAAGAUAAUCAUUGCUGGUUGUGUUAGUCCAGUACAUGAAAGCUACCAGGAAAUUUAUGAAUUUAUAGAAAAAAACACAAAAAUACAGGAGUUGGUCUCUGUAAAAUCUCUAGCAGUUAUUGAGUAUAUGAAGGAGGAAAAUAGGCAAAUCUGGAAAAAACUAAAGAAAAAGAAUGUGAAGGUUGAUUUCAAAGCUCUGGCAAACCAAAGAGGCAUUUCACUGAGUGGUCCAAAAGGAGAAGUGGUAAGAGGAGUCGCCAUGAUUAAACAAGCAUUAGGUUCAGUACAUGUUAGAAAUUUUAGCAUUGAUAAACCAGGGGCUGAAACUUUAUUCAAAGACAGGGAAGAGUUUUAUAAAAUGGAAGGAAAAAGAAAGUAUAAUUGCACAAUUUGUCUGCAAGAGGAUAUAAUUGAUAGCAGUGGGGGCAGCACUGAUGGGCAGAAAGUCCACUGCAGGAUAACCUUAGAAUCUGGCAUCUUAUUAACUGUUCAGAAAGGCGACUUAACCCAGUUCUCAGCAGAUGUAGUGGUGAAUGCAGCAAAUGAGGACCUAAAGCACUAUGGAGGCCUGGCAGCUGCACUCUCUGAAGCAGCAGGCCCAGACCUACAGAGGGACUGUGACCAGAUAAUCCAGGAACUGGGUAAGAUUCCUCCUGGCCAUGCUGUUGUCUCCGCUGCUGGACAGCUCCCAUAUAAGCAAGUGAUUCAUGCUGUUGGCCCCAGAUGGACACAAGAACAUGCUGACAGAUGUGUGCAGCUACUAAAAAAUGCUAUCACUGAGUGUCUUUAUCUGGCUGCCCUCGAUGGGCACACUUCAAUAGCUAUCCCACCUCUCAGCUCUGGGGAGUUUGGAUUCCCCCUAAAAGAGUGUGCAGAGACCAUCAUCCAGUCCAUCAAGGAAAAUUUCCAGAACUGGCAAAAUAAUCACAGCUUGAAAAAGGUUCAUCUCAUGGAUUCAUCUGAGGAGACAGCUCAGGCUCUUUCCGAAGCUGUGAGGACCAUCUUUAGAGAUGCAUUACCUAGUGACAAUUCACCGCCCCGUACACCAUUAGAAAACCAGGAAACCACUUUGAGAAAAAAUACUGAACAUAGAAAUGUGUUGGACUCCAUUCUAACUAGCGAACACCUGAGCAUCAUCUUGAUGAGAGGGGAUGUUCAGAAUGUGCAGACUGAUAUUAUUGUAAAUUCCAUCCCUUCGGAUCUUCGUCUUGACAGUGGGCCACUUUCUCAGGCCUUAUUGAGGAAAGCUGGUCCAGAACUCCAGGAAGAAUUAAAUAUAUUUGGAAAAACAUCAGUGAAAACAGGUCAUGUUCUCCUGACAAGAGGCUAUAAUCUGGGCUGCAGAUUUGUGCUCCAUGUAGUGGCUCCUGCCUGGGAUGAUGGAGCAGGGAAUUCACAAAAGAUCAUGGAAGACAUUAUCACAGAAUGCCUGGAAACCACUGCCUCCCUGUCUUUAACAUCAAUCACUUUUCCAGCAAUCGGAACAGGAAAUUUGAGGUUUCCAAAAACCAUUUUUGCGAAACUAAUCCUGGCCCAGGUGUUCAAAUUCAGUAGUUCAAGACCUUUGAAGAUGCUAAAAGAAGUGUGCUUUCUGUUGCAUCCCAGUGAUAUUGACAACAUUCAGGCAUUCCAAAGAGAAUUUACUAAAUAUACUGAUGGAAAUACUACCAGUUGCAGAGUUUCCAACACCAGUGAUACACAAGAUGUCUUUGACAUUUCUAGCCCUGAAUUGGGAGUAUAUGAAAUGAAGAUUGGAUCCAUUACCUUCCAGGUUGCUUCUGGGGACAUCACUAAGGAAGAGUCUGAUGUUAUUGUAAACUCAACAGAUAAUACAUUUGUCCUCAAAAAAGGGGUUUCCAAAACCAUUUUAGAAGCUGCUGGACGAGCUGUGGAAUCAGAGUGUGCUACAUUAGCUAUGAAUCGUGUCAAAAAUUUUAUAGUAACGCAGGGUGGAAAUCUAAGGUGCAAGAAAAUAAUACAUGUUAUGGGGGGAAAUGAUGUCAAACAAACCAUCUCUGAAGUCCUACAGGAAUGUGAACAGAUGAAAUAUGCGUCUAUUUCCCUCCCAGCCAUUGGAACAGGACAGGCCAAAAAAGACCCUACUAACGUUGCUGAAUCUAUAAUUGAUUCCAUUGAAGAUUUUGCACAGGGAGGGUCUGGCCAAUCAGUGAAAAAAGUAAAAGUGGUCAUCUUCCUGCCACAGCUACUGGAAAUAUUUCAUGAUGCUAUGAGAAAAAGAGUAAGAUCUAAGACACCAAUCUCAACCACUGUGUUCUCUACAAUAAAAUCAUUUUUUGGUGUUGCAAGCCAGCCUCCCCAAAAACAAGGUAAGUUGGUUUUGGAAAAAAUUAAAAAAUCAGCAAUUUUCCAGGUGUGUGGUGAAAGUGAGGACAAUAUUCAAAGAGCUGCCACUUGGAUACAAGAUUUGAUUUUAAAGGAACAUGAAAGUUGUACUUUCUCUGAUAAAUCCAUCCAAAACUUUGGUGAAAAAGAAUACAAUGAACUGAAUGAGCUGCAAAAAAGGCUAAACAUCACCAUCGAUGUGACACAUGGAGGGUCUCAAAUAGAGGUCACAGGAACUACCCGAGAUCUGUUCAAGGCUUCCCAGGCAAUUGAAGGCAUGAUCAAGAGAACACAAUUACGUGUAGAUGAGGAGUCUAAGGCUGAGGAGCUCAGCAGAACCAUCACAUGGCAGUAUAAUGCCAGAGGUCUUUUCAAGCCUUUUGACAAAAUGACCAAUCUGCAUUUAGAGGAUGCGAAGAAAAGAAAGAAAAAUAACAUCAUUGUUAAAAUUGAGAAUGAAAACUAUGCAGUAGACUUUAACACCAACCUUGCUACAAAUGGAAGGGGACGCAGUUUACCUGUUCGUUGUAUCAAUAAAUCUCAAGUUGAGAUCCCUAAUCACUGGGAUGACAUGAAAGACCAGAACCUGCUUUUGGUGGAUUUACCUUCAGGACAUGAAGAAUACAAGCAAAUAAAAGACAGGUUUUGUCAGACUUGUGCUAACUACACAAUAGUGAAGAUUCAGAGGAUACAGAACAAAAGCCUUUGGAAUUUGUAUAAGACAAGGAAAAUAUUCAUGGAUGACCAGAACAAACACAAAAAUAAUGAAAGAUGCCUCUUCCACGGGACAGAUACUGACUCAGUGUCCCAUGUCAAUAGCCAAGGCUUUAAUCGAAGUUAUGCUGGGAAAAAUGCUACACUAUGGGGAAAAGGAACUUAUUUUGCUGUCGAUGCCCUAUAUUCAGCUGAAGAUACCUACUCCAAGCCAGAUAUCAAUGGGAGGAAGCAUAUGUAUUAUGUGCGAGUACUUACUGGUGAUUACACUCUUGGAAAUCCAUCAUUCAUUGUCCCUCCAACAAAGAUAACUCAAGAUGCUUAUGUUCUAUAUGAUAGCGUCACUGAUAAUACAACAAAUCCAAGUUUAUUUGUCAUAUUUUCUGAUAACCAGGCUUAUCCAGAGUACCUCAUUACUUUCAAGAAAUAAAAUUUUGGUUUCAUAUCCAAGUGA